Molecule: messenger RNA, 450 nt
Organism: Bathycoccus prasinos
Lineage: Eukaryota; Viridiplantae; Chlorophyta; Mamiellophyceae; Mamiellales; Bathycoccaceae
Exons: 1
Coding region: 1-450 (149 amino acids)
Biological process (GO): protein transport; vesicle-mediated transport
Cellular component (GO): intracellular membrane-bounded organelle
Source: RefSeq, a predicted model, not a curated record
AUGGCGAUCAAAUUUAUCUUAUUGGUGAACAAACAAGGCCAAACGCGAUUGGCGCAAUACUUCACCGAGUCGAUUCCAACGUCAGAGAAGCGACAACUCGAAAGCGAAAUCGUUCGCAAAUCCCUCUCGCGAGGAUCGGAUUACGCGAAAGGGAUGCACGCGUAUUGCGCGUUCUUACGACACAAUUCCUAUAAAAUAUGCUACCGAAGAUAUGCUUCCUUAUUUUUCAUCGUCGGGGUGGACGACGACGAGAACGAGCUCAGCAUGAUGGAUUUUAUACACUGCUUCGUGGAGACGUUAGAUUGGCACUUCGGGAACGUCUGCGAGUUGGACAUCAUGUUUCACUUAGAUUCGGUGUACGUGAUUUUAGACGAGAUGGUGUGCAACGGACAAAUCGUGGAGACGAACAAAAGAAUCGUGCUCGGAGAAGCGAGCAAGUUUGAAACGUAA